Messenger RNA from Arachis stenosperma, 1901 nucleotides. Its product is annotated as probable folate-biopterin transporter 2. The coding region runs from base 241 to 1764 and encodes 507 amino acids. The transcript has 6 exons. NCBI's taxonomy places the organism in Eukaryota, Viridiplantae, Streptophyta, Magnoliopsida, Fabales, Fabaceae. The record is from RefSeq and is a predicted model, not a curated record.
CCACCUUCAGCAACAAGAUCUUCCUUUCAGACCUUUCUACCUUUUCUACUUAUUUUACGUUAUUUAAUAUUUGCGCUACGAAACUUCUUAAGAAGUCUCUAAAAUUUUUCCUCCUGCUCAUAAUUGUCCAGGUCAACGCUUCCAUAUACAUAGUGAUUGGACAUUGAAAUCAGAAAAGAAAAUAGUGGAUGAAUCUGGUCUUGUAACAUAUUAGCCUUUAUCAUCAAGAGAGAUAUAGUUAUGCAACAAGAAGAGGAAAAUCUGAAGGAUCCCUGUGGUGAAGAAAAAGAAGGAGAAGAAGAAGAAGAUGAAGAAAGGAAGAAGGGUAGUGUCUGGUGUGGUUGUAUCUGCAUCCCUGUGCAUUGGUUUAAGAUGCUAUCAAGGGAAAUGCAUUGGAGCUUUGUGUUUGGUGUGAUAAUAGUUUAUGGAGUGAGUCAAGGACUUGGUGGAGGCCUUUCUGGUGUUGGAACAAAGUAUUACAUGAAAGAUGUUCAGAAAGUGCAGCCAUCACAAGCACAGGUUUAUGCAGGAAUCACUUCCAUUCCUUGGAUUGUUAAGCCUUUGUGGGGUCUUCUUACUGAUGUUCUUCCCAUUCUCGGAUAUCGCAGGCGACCUUAUUUCAUUUUUGCUGGUUUCAUAGGAGUGAUUAGCAUGGUUCUAUUAUCUUUGCAUGAAAACCUGCACAUUAUGUUGGCCAUUUUGGCAUUAACUGCUAGUAGUACUGGUGUGGCUAUAGCUGAUGUUACCAUUGAUGCUUGUGUGGCACAGAACAGUAUCACCCAUCCUUCACUGGCCGCCGACAUGCAAAGUUUAUGCGCCUUCAGUAGUUCUGUAGGAGCAUUAUUAGGAUUCUCCAUCGGUGGUAUCUUUGUUCAUCUCAUAGGCCCUAUGGGGGUGUUUGGUUUGAUGACAAUCCCUUCUGGACUUUUAAUUUUGCUUGGGUUUAUGCUUGAUGAGCCUUAUAUGCCUAACUUUGCCUACAAACAGGUGAACCAAAAGUUUGUUGAUGCUAGCAAGUCUAUGUGGACAACAUUGAAGAAGGAUGAUGUAUGGAAGCCUUGUUUAUACAUGUAUUUAUCAUAUGCUUUGAGUCUGAAUAUCUUUGAAGGAUUGUUCUAUUGGUAUACAGAUCCAAAAGCUGGGCCAUCUUUCUCUCAGGAGACAGUUGGUUUCAUAUUCUCAAUUGGUUCAGUUGGGGCCCUUUUAGGUGCAUUACUAUAUCAGUAUGCAUUAAAGGAUUAUGCAUUCAGAGACCUCCUCUUCUGGACUCAGCUAAUAUAUGCAUUAUCAGGCAUGGUAGAUUUGAUUAUGGUGUUGAGAUUGAACCUCAAGUUUGGUAUACCAGAUUACUUGUUUGUAAUGAUAGUUGAUAGUGUUGCUCAAAUGACUACUAGACUCAAAUGGAUGCCCAUGCUUGUACUCAGUGCAAAGCUUUGCCCUUCAGGUAUUGAAGGCACAUUCUUUGCAUUAUUAAUGUCCAUUGAUAACUUUGGAGUGCUAUCUUCUUCAUGGGGUGGAGGACUUUUGCUUCACUUGUUUAAGAUUACAAGAACAGAGUUUCAUAAUCUUUGGUUAGCUAUUUUGCUGAGGAACAUCUUAAGGAUCACACCACUUUGCUUGCUUUUUUUGGUGCCUAAAGCUGAUCCUAACUCUUCCAUUCUUGCAACAAGUGAAAGCUUGGAUUCAGAAGUGGUUAUUGAAACUUCUGAAAUGGAGAAUAAUAUUGAAUUGGUUUCACUUGUGAACAAUGUUGAUGCCAUGUAGCAAAGCAAUAAUAAAUCUAAGAAACAUUCUUUCAGAUUCGCAAUCUCCAUUACACACAAAUGAUCAAGCCAAUGUUGUAGCAAUAUUUUUAGAGAAGUGACAAGAAAUUGAGAAUCCUUCAAGUGAAUUUUGUACUU